Messenger RNA from Prorocentrum cordatum, 1634 nucleotides. NCBI's taxonomy places the organism in Eukaryota, Dinophyceae, Prorocentrales, Prorocentraceae. The record is from the annotation of a GenBank genome assembly.
GGAGGACGCCACGAAAGAGACGAAGAUGGCAACCGCCAGCGACGGGCGGCGACGGGGCGGCGAUGGCGGCAACACCGCCGCCAGAGCGGCAGACUGGCUCGAUCCCGUAGCACGGCUUGGGGAGAGCGCUGCCCGGGGAACAGAGCGGCAAGAAAGGACGCCGCUGUGGACCGGCUUCCGGGGAGACCGCGACGCGGCGUCCGGCUUCCGGGAGACCACCACGGGCGACCACUCCGGCGGGAGCGAGCGGCGGAAGGAAACUCCACGGGACGCACAGAGACAUGCUGAUACCACGUGUCCUCCUCGGAGGCGCGCGCCCGAACGAAGGAGGUGGGGAUGAGGGACGAAAGGGGAGGAAAGAAAUGACAGGCAGGGGGGAAGGAGAAGGAACGCACAGGACUGCUGCCAACAGCAGCGGGAAGCCCCCCGGAUCGGCGGCACUGGCCGGAGGCCAGCACAAUACCAGAUGCCCUCCUCGGGGGCGCGCGCCCGACCCGAACCUACAGCGUACCCAUCUUGCAGUUGUCCAGGAAGCGCCCGCCGCGACGCAUAUUCCAACUCCAUCUGGUCGAAACAGGCGCCCAAAACAGCCAAGAUCUACUCCAGGGGGGGAGAGGGGGGCGGGGCGAGGGCCCGCGCCGAUCGGCAGAACGAUAAAUCAGAAGACGGUCGCCUUGCUGCAGGCGGCUGGAAAAAUGGCGAGGUUCACCGCAGGCAGCUGGAUACGCAGCGCCGACCCCUCUGCCGAAGACCACGAUGAUGGCACCGAUUUGCUUCUUGGCUCGAGGAGAGCACGCGCUGGGAGGCCCAAUGGCCGCCUUGGCCCUAUUGCCCAGGGGCACGCCGCGCGGCCCCUGCCUUCGCCGCCGCGAGCGCGGGCGCCACCUGGCGACCACGCUACCGAUAGCACCGCCCUCCGUCAACGGCGGAGCCCGGGUCGGCGUGGCUGUCUUGCGCUCCGAGUCCAUGAUGGCCGCCAGCUGCAUCGCCAGCGACUUGUCAGCGUCGUGGUGGAAGUACAGCUGCUUGAUCGCGGGGGAGUCCUUCGCGAAGUUGCAGAUCGCGUCCAGCUCCUGCUCUGGGGACCAGUUGCGGCGGCGCUCGUGCAUAUUGAGGAGUCCCAGCAGGAACUCCUCGUUCUCCACCAACUGCUUGCGCUCACUGGCCUCCACCUGGUCGGCGAAAGGAUCAUCCUGCCGGGCCGCCUCCUUUGGGGGACUCUUCGUCUGGGCCACCGGUGCCUCCGCGGCCUCCUUGUCCAGCGAGGCACGGGCGGCCGCCUUGCAGUGGUGCACGAAAUCCUUCUCGCUGGCGUUCACCUUGGCCUCCGUGGCCUUCUUGACCGCAAACUGCGCCACGGCCGCCGCGAUCUGCGCCCGCAGGUCGUCUCCCUCAGUGUCCGAUGCGGCCGCGCCUGCAUCGACGUCGCUGCCCGCGUCGUCGUCCUGUACCGUUGGAACCGCAGACGCAGCCGCGGACGUCGGCGUCGCGUUGCGGCCGAGCCGGCGGCAAUCGGCAACCACCGCGGCGCUCAACAAAAGGACGACGGCGCGCCCGGCCAGCAUCGCUGCCGGGCUGCACCGUGUCCGCUACAGUAUUCGCAGGGGCGUCUCGCGGGCAGAGUCUCGAGCCAA